AUGACACUUUUACUGGAUAACCAGUUCGCGCCGCUCUCUGACACCAACCAGAUCGUUACAAAGACGUUUUUGGAGUCGGUUUCUCAUGUUCCGCUUUUUUUCGAUUGUCUUGGUUCGAAAGUUUUUGCCCCAAUUAAGGCUGACAUAAAUGGAAAUAUCACGAAAAUUAAAGCUGUCUACGACUCAGAUCCAGUGAAGUAUGAGACGCUUCAGCAGAUAUUGUCAGCAGAGAAAAGCAUCCAUGGUUCAGAGUGGCCUAAAGUUGGAGCCACAUUGGCACUUAUGUGGUUAAAGAGAGGUCUGCGGUUUAUUCAGAUUUUACUUCAAAGUCUAGCUGAUGGUGAGAGAGAUGAAAACAAUCCUAAUCUUAUCCGCAUCAAUAUCACUAAAGCUUAUGACCAAGCCCUCAAGAAGUACCAUGGCUGGAUAGUCCAGAAGGUUUUCAAGGCUGCAUUAUUUGCUGCACCAUGCCGGUCCGAUUUUCUAAAAGCUUUAUCCAAGGAUCAAGAAGUUGCAGAGGACGAUUGCUUAGCAAAAGUGAAUCAGUUCUUGAUAAACUUCACUACAACUGUGGAUGCCAUUUAUGAAAUGUAUUCCACAAUGAAUGCUGAACUGGACUACUUGGUUUGA
Messenger RNA from Myxocyprinus asiaticus (Chinese sucker), 630 nucleotides. It is a transcript of the gene gltpb, whose product is annotated as glycolipid transfer protein b. Gene Ontology annotation, biological process: intermembrane lipid transfer; ceramide transport. The transcript is spliced from 5 exons. Bases 1 to 630 code for a protein of 209 amino acids. Gene Ontology annotation, cellular component: cytoplasm; cytosol; membrane. The record is from RefSeq and is a predicted model, not a curated record. Lineage: Eukaryota; Metazoa; Chordata; Actinopteri; Cypriniformes; Catostomidae. Gene Ontology annotation, molecular function: ceramide 1-phosphate binding; ceramide 1-phosphate transfer activity.